AUGGACAGUGACGGUGCUUGGGAUAUGAUCGUAGCUGGUUAUGCAGACGCAAGCAAUCAGCUUUCAAUAACGAAACGACAGGCUACUGGGCCAAAACCCCAUUGUGCAUGUGCCGCAGCAAUUUCCACCUGUCCUCCAGGACCACAGGGACCGCCUGGAAUUCCAGGACCACCAGGAGAGCCAGGAAUGGACGGAACACCGGGCAGUCCGGGUGUAUCCGGUAUAGGAGUCCUCGUCCAACAACAAACCGAACAAGCA
Molecule: messenger RNA, 258 nt
Organism: Cylicostephanus goldi
Lineage: Eukaryota; Metazoa; Nematoda; Chromadorea; Rhabditida; Strongylidae
Source: the annotation of a GenBank genome assembly